UUAAACAUUGCGUGCAUGUGAACAAAGGAACCGUGACAGCUUCAGAUUGGUCCUGCAGGUCACGUUGCUAGCAAUGCCUUUUUGUCUCUUUUUAAAGUUAUUUCAUCACUGCCGAUGAUCCCCGCCAACAAAAGCAUUCUGUCCAGGGUUGGGGACCGGACGACACUACCCUGCACCUUCACGCCAAAGAGCAGCAAUGGACUUAUAGUGACUUGGACUAAAAAGCCCGGACAAACAGUCUACUUUUUCGCUGAAGGCAAAGAGGAUGCUGGGAAGCAGGAUGAGCGUUACAAGGACCGGACCUUUGUGUAUGAAAGCCGGUUCAAAGAGGGCGAUUUCACUCUAUUUCUGGAGGAUUCGAGAGUCUCAGAUGAAGGGGACUAUGAAUGUUUCGUUCGCUUCAAGCCUGCUGAUUUUGAAAACAGCAGUUUAGAACUGUAUGUUGCAGCAAACUACACCCAGCCAGUAGCGUCCUGUCUCCAGUCAGACAGCACCGGCAGUGCCCAGGAGGCGAGCGCUGUGACCCUGAGCUGCCAGACCGAGCGUGGCUACCCCGAAGCCCAGCUGGUAUGGACCUUCAGCAAUGGAACCCAAGUCCACAGUGCUGCCCAACACAGUGCGAAUGACAGCGAGGGGCUCAUCAGCAUCCAGAGCCAGCUGGUCAUUGCCAGAGCUCUCAGUGAGAAUGUCACGUGUGAAAUCCACAACAGCAGACUGAGCCACAGCCUCUUCACUUCUGUCACCUGCAGCCUGCCAAGCUCAGCAGGCAGUUUCCAGAAUGAGGAACGGAAACGACCAGGUCUCCUGGCCGCCGUGCUGUGUUUCGUGUCAAGCCUCCUCCUGUCACUCAUUGUGAAGAAAGCCUCCUGCCGCUGACACAGUGUUAUACCUUUCACUGACAGCAUGUGAUGUAUAAUAGCCGUCCUAACCCAUGGAACUGUGUUUCAACACCAGCCAACGACAUUCAGACAGGAAGCUGGAGUUCCAGUGUCCAGUAGCAUUUACUUUGAUUAAUGACCCAGGACAAAAAAACAGUACCGACCCACUAUAAAACAAUAGGACUAAACGCCCAGCUUAAACAUCCUGUUUACAUUUCUCUACAUGUUUCUCUCACACCAGAUCUGUCUAAUAAAUCAAUCAUUCCUACCAUUGAAA
Polyodon spathula (Mississippi paddlefish) is the source of this 1155-nucleotide messenger RNA. Its product is annotated as CD276 antigen-like. Bases 115 to 876 code for a protein of 253 amino acids. The record is from RefSeq and is a predicted model, not a curated record. The transcript is spliced from 3 exons. Lineage: Eukaryota; Metazoa; Chordata; Actinopteri; Acipenseriformes; Polyodontidae.